This is a messenger RNA of Ahaetulla prasina, 8491 nucleotides long. It is a transcript of the gene FTO, whose product is annotated as FTO alpha-ketoglutarate dependent dioxygenase. The coding region runs from base 328 to 1911 and encodes 527 amino acids. The transcript is spliced from 10 exons. Gene Ontology annotation, molecular function: broad specificity oxidative DNA demethylase activity; mRNA N6-methyladenosine dioxygenase activity; ferrous iron binding. The record is from RefSeq and is a predicted model, not a curated record. Gene Ontology annotation, biological process: RNA repair; regulation of multicellular organism growth; DNA alkylation repair. Lineage: Eukaryota; Metazoa; Chordata; Lepidosauria; Squamata; Colubridae.
CCCAAGGAAAGGCAGAAGCGGCUGGUUCGAGGCGGGAAGCGAGUCCGGGUUCUUUGGCACGUGGGAAAAGGCGGCCCGGGAGGAGCAUGCGGAGGACUCGAGCGGAGGAGGAAAGAGAGAAGGAGGCGAAGGGCUUACACACGCGUGUGUGUGUCUAAGGCUGCAUUGGUGAAACGAGGUAUUGAUCGGCCGCAUUUGGCAAUUUCUUCCCACCCGGCGUCGAUAUCAUGUCGGCCUCUGACUACGCCGUGGUUGACCUCACAAAUAGCUUCUUUACGUUCCCGUCGGAAUUCAGAUGAUAAACUACGCGGAAAACCCAAUCGAUGGAUGAUUAGGAAGUUUGGAGCACCAGAUCGCGGCCCCGCGGCAAGCAGAGGUUCAGGGAAGAGAUGGGUGAAAGGAUACUAUAGAGAGAAACGAAAACUUCUGAAUGAACUUGGUGAGAGCUGCCUUCCGUAUCUGACGCCAAAAGAUGCUGGCUUCUAUCAACUGUGGAAGACUAAAUAUUCCAAACUUAUCCUCAAGAACUCGGAGACGAUCCCUCAAGACCUUCACGAAGAAGUCCAAAAUGCCUUUUUCGCUUUGCGAAAGCACGCUUGCUUCUUCCAAGACCUCGUGAGGAUCAAAGGGAGGGAUUUUGUUACCCCUGUAUCUCGCAUAUUAAUUGGGAACCCAGGGUGUACUUACAAAUACUUGAACACAAGGUUGUUUACCGUCCCUUGGCCCACGGAAGGCUACAACAUCAACUAUUCAAAUCCUGAAAUAUCCCUGGCUUGUAAUGCCUUAAGCAGGCUUAAUGACUACUUGCAGAGAGAAACUUUGCUGGCUUUGCAAGAGCAGGAUUUGGCCGAGACAACUGGAAUGCAGGAUUUACCCCUUGGGGACGGGAAUCAAGAUGACGCUACUAACGUUACCGAGAUGGAAGCUGUUUUGCAAGAUCAAAACCCUUCCCCUGUCCCGAAGACUGACUCCACCGUCCUGAAAGAGAGAACAUCUUACAACCUGACGUUAUUAAAUUAUAUGGAUCCCCAGAAAAUGCCGUCCUUGAAACCGGAGCCCUAUUUUGGCAUGGGGAGCAUGGCCGUGAGUUGGCACCACGAUGAAAAUCUAAUGGAAAGGUCAACAGUGGCGGUCUACAGUUACAGCGGGGAAGAAGUUGAUGGUGGAGUCCUUGAAGAAAAAUCUGCUGCUGGCAGAGAUCCAGAUGUUUGGCAUGUUGGCUUGAAAGUUGCUUGGGAUAUAGAGACGCCAGGCUUAGCAAUUCCACUCCAUCAGGGAGACUGCUACUUUAUGCUAGAUAAUCUGAAUACGACUCACCAACAUUGCGUGUUGGCUGGCCGGCAGUCAAGAUUUAGCUCCACACACAGAGUGGCAGAAUGCUCAACGGGGACCCUACCAUACAUUCUGGACAAAUGCAAGGCAGCGCUGAAAAAUUUGAAUACCGAUGCUGGUUUGAAGGUCCCGUCCUUGAAAUCACUGGAGGUUGGAGAUAUAAUGCGAGUGGAAAAAACUCACAGUGAGGUGGAAUUUGAAUGGCUACGACAGUUUUGGUUCCAAGGGAAACGGUACAGAAGAUGUACCGACUGGUGGGACAAGCCAAUGGCCGAUCUGGAAGACCUUUGGAGACAAAUGGAGCUCAUGACGAGUCUACUGCUCUGUGAAUUACGAAAAGAAGAACAGAUGCAAGAACAAAGGAAUGAAAAAACCAGCAGCCUUCUCCCCCUCCUGGUUGAACGACAAGCUCUGCGUCAAGAAUGGCUGGUGAGGUGCCAUUCACCACUUUCAGAAAACUUACCGGAGGACGAGAAACCGAAAUGCCAGCCUUACUGGGAGGACAAUGAUCCCAGUAUGCCGUUACCUUUUGAUCUUGAUGAUAUAAUAAUUGAACUACAGACAAUUCUGGAAGAUUAGAAGAGCUUUUAUCAGAAACUGGAGUUGGAGUUCCACUGCUAAGAAGCACCAAAAAAAACCCAUGAAAGCAAAGAAGCCCAUUGAUUAAUUGUAGUUUUGGCAAUAUUCAGUAGCACGGUCGGUUGAGAAACAGAUCAAAAAGGGGUCCUUGGUUUUCUCUGAGCUUGGUUGGUUUUUUUGAGACAUUUCAUUACCCAACUAGGUAACAUCACCAGUGCUAGAAGGGAGCAGGGUUUGCAGAAAAGAGGAGGAAGACUGUGGGACCCCUGGUGUUCCUCUGAGUUUAGUUGUUUUCUUUCAGACGUUUUAUUACCCAAGUAGGUAACAUCAUCAGUGCUAGAAGGGAGCAGGGUUUGCAGAAAGGAAGAGGAUGGUUCUUGGUGCUCUCUUAGCUUGGUUGUUUUCUUGCAGAUGUUUCAUUAUAACCCUGAGCUACAAAUAUUCUCAUUUAUUGGUCAAUUGAAAAGGACAUUGGCGCAGGAUUAUGAAAAGUAGAUUAUCUGGAAUCUGUGUUGGGGCUAAAAACUCAAGCGAUAGCCAUACCAAAAAGUAUUUCAGAUAGGUAAUGUGAAAUAAAGGACCAACUGAUGCCUGUUUUUUUUUUUGAUGUUUAUUGAUAUUUUGGUCUUCGGUUACAUGAUAAACACCAUCGAGUUGCCCAAGAAAUUUGGAAUCAUAUUAUUCUAUUUGAACAUAGGGCUGAACAAGAAGACUUGAACAAGAAGAUCUCAAAGGUCCCUUCCAACUUCUAUUAUUCUGCUUUCUGCUUCUGUGAUAAGUGAAAUUAUAUUUUGGCCCAGCAAUACUGGUCACACCUGAUUGCGAUCUUCACUCGGAAUAGGUAGCUAGGCAAAGUUAUCCCGUAAUUGUCCUCUUUCUCCUUGAGCAAACAGGAUUUUGUAGGUCAGAGGGUGGGCUACACAACAAAGCACAAAGAUUAUGCAGUUUGGACUCUACCAAACUUUGGCAUUGUAUGCUGUAUGUCUUUCCUGAUGAAAUCUGAAUCUUCCCUAAGGAGAACCAGGAUCCGAUGGAGAAGGCCUCCUUCCUUCCAAUCAUUUUACUGAAUUGCAAUGGGCACCUUUAGCAAAAUCCUGUUUCUGGACUUGGCUCGCCUUUCAUUUUUCAUCAUUGUUGCUGGACAAAAUGGCAGGGAAAUAAGUCCCCCCUCUUCCCUACACACACACACAUACACACGUGUGUGUGUGUGUGUGUGUGUGCGUGUGUCAAGCUAAAUGGAUUACUGAAGAUACAGAUCUGUUUGCCUGUCUGCACUUGCCUUUAGACAAUAUUCAUCAGUUCUACAAAAAGCUCUUGAUUAAACAGAGAAGCCAAACAAAUGUCAAGGUUCAAAGCAAAAGGCCCUUUGCUCCCAUCUCACAAUCCUCAAAUUGGACUGAUAGUUGACUUUGCAUUAGCCGUAAGUAAUUGUCUUGGCAGAAAUGAAAUCAGCUCACAGCUCUGAAGGUAGGAAAAUUGGCAAGGGAGACCUCUUAUUUUGCCUUUAGGGAGAAUAGAGAAUGGAAUGGAAUGGAAUGGAAUAGAAUGGAAUAGACUAGACUAGACUAGACUAGACUAGACUAGACUAGAAGAGAAGAGAAUAGAACAGAACAGAACAGAACAGAACAGAAUAGAAUAGAAUAGAAUAUUGGAAUAGGACAGAACAGGAUAGGAUAGGAUGGGAUAAAGAAUAGAAUAGAAUAGAAUAGAAUAGAAUAGAAUAGAAUAGAAUAGAAUAGAAUAGAAUAGAAUAGAAUAGAAUAGAAUAGAAGAACUGGAAGAGACCUUGGAGGUCUUCUAGUCCAACCCCCUGCUCAAACAGGAGACCAUUCUGGACAAGUGGCUGUCCAAUAUCUUCUUAAAAACCUCCAUGAUGGAGCACCCAUAACCUCUGGAAGCAAGUCGUUCUGCGGAUAGAUUGUUCUCAUUGUCAGGAAAUUUUUAGGUUGGAUCUGUCUUUGCUGAAGACAGAAGAAGAAGAAGACAAUAGAAUACAAGCAGGAGAGGGGGAGAGGUCCACUGAUUCUCUAAAGCAUCUGAAGACAAGACAAGAAGCAAUGGAUGGAAACCAAUCAAGGAGAGAAGGAACCUGGAAUUAAGGAGAAACUUCAUAACUGUACGGACAAUUAACCAGUGGAACGACUUCCCUCCAGAAGCUGUGAAUGCUCCCGCACUGGAAGUUUUUAAGAAGGGACUGGACAUCCACCUGUCUCAAAUUGUAGAGGGUCUCCUGCUUAAACAGGGGGUUGGACUAGAAGACUUCCAAGGUCCCUUCUAGCUCUAUUCUGAUUGAUUGACCUUUUCCAUCUGUUACUUCUUUUGUCCUGCCUGCACAAAAUUUAAGUUUUGGCUAGGGAAUUCUGGGAGUUGAAGUCCACAAGUCUUAAAAUUUGCCAAGGUUGGACAUCCCUGGUUUAGCACAUCCCUGGAACGCAUGCAAAAGUCUUAGAACUGGCUUCUUGUUAAAUAAGGAGCAGUGGGGAGGGCAGAGGUGGGCUGCUGGGGGUUCGUAGGUGUUCGGGAGAACCUCUAGCUAAAAUUAUGUGCAGUUCAGAGAACCCCCAAAUCCCACUCCUGGCUGGCCCUGGCCACCCCACCCCUCCUAGGAGUCCCACACAGCCCAUUUUGGAUGCAUGUAAGUGCAGGGCGCACACAGAGGCUCAGGGUCGGCAAAAAAACGGGCCUACCGGAAGUUCGGGAUGGCCGGAAACAGGCUUGUUUCUGGCCUCUGGGGUGGUUGUUUUCACCCUCCCGGAGGCUCGAGGAAAGCCUCCAGAGCCCGGGGAGGGCAACACCCCCCCCCAUGUAGUGCAGGAAGCCGAUUAGGCCACGCCCACCAUGGCCACGCCCACCCAGCAACCAGGCAGAGAACCCCUUGCUAAAAAAUUUUUUGAAGCCCACCCGCGGGGGAGGGGACGUUUCCUUCUUUUGCCUCUUCAGAGCUAACCCAGGGCUGCAGUCCUUCCUUUGAUGCCGUCUGUCUGUCUGUCGUCUCUCUAGUUCAAAGUUUCUUCUGCCACUCUGGCUAAUGGGGUCUUUUCGUAAUAGAUUGCCGGUCUCUUGAGUCGCCAGAUUUUUUUAUUUAUUUUAUUUAUUUUUUGAAAGACGGGUCACAACCGAGAAGGUCUGGCUGUUAAAUAAUAUUUGAUGCCGCUCAGGGGAAUGAUAAUUACAGCAGUUUAGUUAGGAAGAUUCGGGGGGGGGGGGAGGCGUAAGAAGAGCCGCAUUCCUGCAAGAGGCAGGCUCAGCCCUGACCUUUGGCAAGGAAGUGGGGUCAAAAAAAAAACCAAAAACCCAUCCAUCGCCUCUGAAGUUGGCAUAUCGGCUCACAUCGGUGAGGUUUGGGAAAGAACCAGGGGGUAGAUAAGAGGGGAGCUUAUUCAAUCACACUUCUGGAAGAAAAGAAAAGGAAUAGAAGAAGAAGAUGCCAAACAAGAUUCACGUAGUGAUGAGUGAGAGGUACCGGGAGGGAUUCCAGCCUGUACAAUAUCAGCCAGACCUGUCCAAGGUAAUACAUGGAGUUCCUAAAAGAAAGAUCUUCACAUCUAUUGCCCGUGAAAGGUGAGGUGAUGUUCUCCAGCUCUUUUGGGGUUUGGUUUUUUGUUUUUUUUUGAGACCAGACAAGUAGGACAGCCUUUCCCAGCCUAAAUCCACCCUCUCUCCAUAACAUCCUAAGCCAAUGAUGGCUAACCGUUUUGCUGUCAUGUGCCAAAAGUGGGGGGGGAGGUCAUGCGUGUGCCCACACCCAUGAUUCAAUGCAACCCGCCCCCCCCAUGCUCCCCCCGACACCUCCCAUGCUCCCCCCACUUUUGGCACGCCAUGGUAGACCCGUUUUUUUGCCUUCCCCAGGCUCCAGAGUCUUUCUUGGAGCCUGGGGAGGGUGAAAACGGACUCCCGCCCCCGGAGGAUGGGAACAGCCCAUUUCCCGACUUCCGGUAGGACCGGAAGUCCCAUUUUUCGCUCUCCCCAGGCUCCAGAGGAUUUCUAGGAGCUGGGGAGGGUAAAAAUGGCCUGCCCCCCCCAAGGCCCUCCAGAGGCCGGAAACAGCCUGUUUACUGACUUUCAAUGGGCCUGGAAGGCCCAAAAAUCAGCUGGCCGGCAUGCGCAUGCGCACUGGAGCUGAGCUAGGGCAAUGCUUGUGUGCCCACAGAUAUGGCUCCGUGUGCCACCUGUGGCACGCAUGGUAGAGGUUCACCAUCACAGUCCUAGGCUGACCCAUAGAAUCAUAGGGCCGGAAGGGACCUUGGAAGUAUUCUAGUCCAACCUGCUGCAUUGAUGAUAUUACCGGGCUUGGUAAUGAAACAUCUACAAGACAACUACGAAGAUCCGAGAGUACCAAGGACCUCACAUGUCCUCCUCCUCCUCCUCUUCCUCCUCCCCACUUCCUUCUCCUCCUCCUCCCAUUCUCCUCCUUCUCCAUUCCUCAAACCUCAUCCUGUUACUGAUGAUGUGGAGUUUAAUAAUAAAAUGUCUGCAAGAAAACCAUGAAACUUAGAGAGCACGAGGGACAUCGUCUCCAUCUCCUCCUCUUCCUCCUCCCCCAAAUCCCACUUCCUUCUAGCACUGAUGAUGUUACCUCGAUGGGUCAUGAAAUGUCUGCAAGAAAACCACCAAGGUCAGAGACCACCAAUGACUCUACAGUCCUCCUCUUCCAACUCCUCCUCUUCCUCCUCUUCCCAUUCACCUGAAAAAAGUGGCUUAUGACCAUUUUUCACACUUACGACCCUUACAGCAUCCCCAUAGUUAUGUGAUCAAAAUUCGGACCCUUGGCAUCUGACUCAUAUUUAUGACUGGUGUAGCAUCCCGGGGUCACGUGAUCCCCUUUUGUGACUUUCCAACAAGGCAAAUCAACGGGAAAGCCAGAUUCACUUAACAACCAAUCAACCGCAGGGAUUCACUUAACAACAACCGUGGCAAGGAAGGUCAUAAAAUGUGGCAAAACUUCCUUAACAAAGGUCUCAUUUAACCACAGAAAUUUUGGCCUCAGUAAGUUUGUAUGGCCUGAAGAGCAAGGAUGAAUUCAAAACCCUUUGUAUACAUUGAAGCAGGAGUAAAAUCCAGCAGGUUCUGACAGGUUCAGGAGAACCUGUAGCAGAAAUUUUGAGCAGUUCGGAGAAGCGGCAAAUACCACCUCUGGCUGGCCCCAGAGUGUGGUGGGAAUGGAGAUUUUGCAAUAUCCUUCCCUCAGGAGUAGGGAGGGAAUGGAGAUUUUGCAGUAUCCUUCCCUUGUCACAUCCGCCAAGCCACACCACACCCAUCAAGCCACACCCCACAAAACCAGUAGUAAAAAAAAUUGGAUUUCACCACUGGAUUUGAAGCAAAUAAUUGAGAUAUCUGAUGCUUCAUUUGAGACUCGGUCAUCACCCAAACCGUCAGGCAGCUCUCACUCGCCAAUCGUAUCAAAGAUCUAAAUAUCACGAUUAGCCGGUCCUGGCUAUUCUCUCUGGUAAUUAGAAGAAUCACUACGAGAAAAUUUUUUUUUGAUUCCGUCUAUUUAUCGAAAGAAAGAAUCUUUAUGGUAAUUUCCAAGGGAGAAACCAUUAGCUUCUUAAGGCAAACCACUGGAAAGGCACGAUAGAUCAAAUUGCUGGAAUUACUAUUUAAUACUUAUUUAUAGCUCACAUUUCUAGGGAUACCUUGGGGGCGUGUUUUUUUUUAAAGGCCUCUAAAAGAACAUACGCUUCUGUAUUAAAGAGUAAUGAAAAUAUAUAUUCCCCUGGUCUGUUUUGAUGUUUUUCAAUAUUAGCUCCUGUCUUUUUCUUUCUUUCUUUCUUUUUUUGAUAGAGACAUACAGCAUCCUAUGCAAAGAAAUGUUUUUUUGAUGAAGAAGUCAAUAAGGAAAACAAAGAGUCCUCUUUUAAGGUAUAUUUUUUAAUAAAGGCAGGCGCACAAUAACCGUGUUUUGAAAUCUCUUCCGUUCCUGCGAAUCUCUGAAGACAAAUCCACUCAGACCGAGUGGAGCAAAAUUCCAAGUUUCUGUGUUGUAUGUCAGGGCUGAGGAGGACUUGUCAGUUCCUCCGAUGUCAGGUUUAAUCUUCAAAAAAAAAUGACAGGCAAUUUGUUCAGGGAACUGUGCAGAAUGACAAGAUAGAGAAGGAUUGUAAAACACGGCACCUGUGUGGGAGCCUUGCUUUCCGCGGACAUCAAAAACGGUUGUUUUCUUUUGCUAUUAGUCCACUGAUGCUGAACAACUGAGCAGAGGACUCCGGCUUGGUGGUGGAGUAGCUACUCUCUACUCUUGAGUCUCCUCGGUUCGCUUUGAGCUAAGAAAAUACUUGGUCUGAAACCAGGGGUGAGCUUCACAAAUUUUAGCAAGGGAUUCUCUGCCCGGUUGCUGGAUGGGUGUGGCCUAGUCAGCCUCCAGCAUCACCAUGGGGGGGGAGGCAUUUUUGCCCUCCCCAGGCUCCGGAGGCUUUCCUUGUGCCUCUGGGAGGGCGAAAACUGAAGGCUCUGAAGGCCCUCUAGAGGCUGGAAACGGGCCUGCUUCUGGCCUUCCCGAACUUCUGGUAGGCCCGUUUUUCACCCACUCAUCCCCGAGCUUCCACACACACCCUGCACUUAUCUGCAUCCAAAACGGGCC